Molecule: messenger RNA, 1707 nt
Organism: Saitoella complicata NRRL Y-17804
Lineage: Eukaryota; Fungi; Ascomycota; Saitoellomycetes; Saitoellales; Saitoellaceae
Product: DNA primase large subunit Spp2
Exons: 1
Coding region: 194-1600 (468 amino acids)
Biological process (GO): DNA replication, synthesis of primer
Cellular component (GO): alpha DNA polymerase:primase complex
Source: RefSeq, a predicted model, not a curated record
CGCGUACGGUAACGACGAUAUAACAGCCAUUACAAAAGGGUAUCCAGGCUCUUUCUCGCAUUUAUACCACAUCGUACUCUUCACUCCGGUUGCUGUUACCUUCCUCGGUUGCUUCGUGCCGGCCUUUCAAACGCGUGAGCACCUUUCAAACGGCACAUUCCUCGGUCAAAUCAGCAUAUAACAUCGCAUAGCCAUGUUCAGAAGUACUGGCGCAAAGAAGAGAAAGGUCGUCCGCAACUUCGACGCGAAGGUCCAGCGCCAUGUCGACUAUCCCCAUCGUCUGAACUUUUACCUCGAACCUCCUCGCAGCGAGAUCACGCUCGAGAACUUUGAGUUAUGGGCCAUUAACCGUCUGAAGGUACUCGGAGAGAUCGAGUCUUCGCUAUAUCGAGGAAAGAAGGAGGCUGAGAUGGAAGCUGCCCUGAAACCGUUGCUGGAAGGGUUACUGCCGCUUAACAGCAACAAUGCACGUACGUUGAAGGGGUCUACUAUCGAUGAAGAGAGAAAGCGGGAUCACUACAGUCAUUUCAUCCUCCGUCUUGCCUUUUGCAGGUCAGAAGAGCUUCGAGCGCGUUUCGUUCGGGCGGAAACAACACUCUUCAAGAUCCGCUUUGCACAAGAAGACGUCGCAUCACGUCUCGCAUUCAUCGAGUCCCUCAACUUUGACUGGGAUCCUGUGUCGGAGGAGGAGAAGCGUGCGUUGAUGGAUAAGCUUAUGGCGGCAUCGGGUGUGAAAACAAGAGAUGAACCAUUCUUCAAGGUUCCAUUCGAACGCGUCACCGAGCUUGUCUCCCACCGCCAGGUGUACCUAUCUCGAGGAUUUGCCUACGUCCCCGUCUCAGCUCAACAAACUCUUGUAUUUACGGAGUUCUCCCAGCGCUUGGAAAAGGCUCUUGAGCUGACCGCUCGAGCCUUGCCUCGUCUGGACGAAGAUGACCGUCUCGUUCCCAUUCUCAACCACCUGUCCCUUGGUUUCACCGCACCAGAAUACACCGCCUCCACAACUGCAGUAGGAGAAAUCACCGCAGCACAAGUCGACUCCCUCGUCGGCCACAUGCCAAUGUGUAUGCGAAACCUUCACACAGCCCUCCGAAAAAACAAACACCUCAAAUACGGCGGUCGUGAACAAUACUCCCUGUUCCUCAAAGGAAUCGGCCUCUCGAUCGAAGAAGCGCUUAUCUUCUGGCGAUCGUCAUUCUCCUUGAUCACCGACGACAAAUUCAACAAAGAAUACCGGUACAACAUUCGUCAUAAAUAUGCCCUCGAAGGAGCACGGAAAGAUUACAAGCCUAUGUCAUGUCAAACGAUCAUCCUGGGGAACCCUCCUGGUGCUGGUGAUGCCCAUGGAUGUCCGUUUAGACAUUUCUCUAUUGAUAACCUUGUCGCUGGGUUAGGCUCGAUGGGUAUCCAUGACCAGAGACAACUGAAUGAUAUCAAGCAGUUGGUUGGCGCGCAGAAGUAUCAUGUCGCGUGUACGAAGGUAUUUGAGUAUACGCAUCCUCAACUGGGGGAUGGUGGGUUGAAGGAGAGUAUCAGUCAUCCGAAUAUGUACUUUGAGCAGGGCUUUGAGAUGGCAAAGAACUCUGCUGUAUCCCAGUAGCAUACUGUUAUCGACUUGAUUCGCGACGGCGGAGAAAGCAUUCGUUUGGGAAUAUCUCAGUUUCACUUAGUCUUACGGAGUUCAAGGUGCAAUAACACACACACUGC